GAGAGGAGGGAGGGGGCGCCACGUCACGUGAUGCGGUGGCCGCAGCAGCGACACCUCCUCCCCACCACGUCUGUUUACACCGCCCCCCCUCUGCGUGUGUGGGGGAGCGUGAUGACGUAGAGACGCGCCGGGAAGCGCCACCGCUACGCGAGACGAGUCUCGCGCCGCGUUCCCCACCAGUCCCCCUCCACCCCGCCGCCAGGUUCUGCCUCUCGCGUCGGCUCUUUGCGUGCCCGUCGCGAGGCGCGGCGGCGGCUGGCAGGCGGGCGGGCGGUUGCCAUGGCGCUGGCGGCGGGCCCCGGGCCUGGGGGCGGCGGCGCGGCGUCUGCCGCUGCGGCGGGCGAGACGAAGGUGAUCUACCACCUGGACGAGGAGGAGACGCCCUACCUGGUGAAGAUCCCCGUGCCCGCCGAGCGCAUCACCCUGGGCCACGUCAAGGCGGCGCUCGCCCGGCCCGGCGCCAAGUACUUCUUCAAGAGCAUGGACCAGGACUUCGGGGUUGUGAAGGAGGAGAUCUCGGACGACAACGCAAAGCUCCCUUGCUUCAACGGCAGAGUCGUUUCCUGGCUUGUGUCUUCCGAGACCCCCCAGCCUGAGCUUCCUCCGCCUCCACCUCCCAUAGAGGUACGGCCAGAGCCUUCCCCGCCACCGCCCCCACUUCCCCCAUUGCCUGUGGAGCGGACAAGCGGCAUUGGAGAUUCCCGACCCCCUUCCUUCCACCCAAACAUCUCAAGCAGCCACGAGAACCUUGACCACGAAACCGAGAUGGAGUCUGUCGUGUCGUUGAGGCGGGAGCGGCCACGCCGCAGGGAGAGCAUGGAGCAUGGUGGAGGUGGGCACCGGCUAAAUGGGCAGUCACGGUUGGAGCGGCACCUGGCUGGGUAUGAGAGCUCCUCCACCUUGCUCACCAGCGAACUGGAGACCACCAGCCUCUGUGACUCGGAAGACGACGACACCAUGAGCAGAUUCAGCAGCUCCACGGAGCAGAGUAGCGCCUCACGCCUCCUCAAGCGCCAUCGCAGGCGGCGGAAGCAGCGCCCACCACGUCUGGAGCGGACUUCAUCCUUCAGCAGCGUCACAGAUUCUACCAUGUCCCUCAACAUCAUAACCGUUACCCUGAAUAUGGAAAAGUACAACUUCCUGGGCAUCUCCAUUGUGGGGCAAAGCAACGAGCGAGGGGACGGCGGCAUCUACAUUGGCUCCAUUAUGAAAGGUGGGGCCGUUGCGGCAGAUGGCCGGAUUGAGCCCGGAGACAUGCUGCUCCAGGUCAACGACAUUAAUUUUGAGAACAUGAGCAAUGAUGACGCUGUGAGAGUCUUGAGGGAAAUUGUCCAUAAGCCAGGCCCGAUCGUGCUGACGGUGGCCAAGUGCUGGGACCCCUCCCCACAAGGCUAUUUCACCCUGCCUAGAAAUGAGCCAAUCCAGCCAAUCGACCCAGCGGCUUGGGUGUCCCAUUCAGCUGCCCUGACUGGGGCCUUCGCUGCCUACCCUGGGAGCAGCUCCAUGAGCACCAUCACCUCGGGGACCUCUGUCACCGAGACAGAACGCUUUGAUGACUUCAACCUGUCCAUCCACACGGACAUGGCCUCGGUUACUAAGGCAAUGGCUUCUCCAGAGUCUGGCCUGGAGGUGCGGGACCGAAUGUGGCUGAAGAUCACCAUCCCAAACGCUUUUCUAGGCUCAGAUGUGGUCGACUGGCUGUACCAUCACGUGGAGGGGUUCCAGGACCGCCGGGAGGCUCGCAAAUACGCCAGCAACCUGCUGAAGGCCGGCUUCAUCCGGCACACGGUCAACAAGAUCACUUUCUCUGAGCAGUGCUACUACAUCUUUGGCGACUUCAGUGGCUGCGAGAACUACAUGGCCAACCUCUCCCUCAACGACAACGACGGCUCCAGCGGGGCCUCUGACCAGGACACCCUGGCCCCGCUGCCCCUGCCGGGCACCACCCCUUGGCCCCUGAUGCCAACCUUCUCCUACCAGUAUCCUGCCCCCCACCCAUACAGCACCCAGCCCCCACCGUACCAUGAGCUCUCUUCCUACAGCUACGGCAUGGGGAGCGCCGGCAGUCAGCACAGUGAAGGCAGUCGGAGCAGCGGGUCGAAUCGCAGUGACGGUGGGGGAGGCGGCAGCGGUGGGGCCGGCCGCGGAGCCAGUAAGCACAAGGAGGAGAAGGCGGCAGGGGCGGAUUCCAAAUCGGGCAGCGGGAGCGAGUCGGAGUACUCGACCCGCAGUGGCAGCCAGCGUGGCGGGGUGGCGGUUGGACCAGCGAGUGGGGAGGGGGCUUCGCAGCGCAGCCACCACAGCCUGGGGGGCGGCAGUGUGCGCUCCCACCACUCCCUGCAUGCGGCCUACGCCGCCCCCGGGGGGAUGCCCUUGGCCUAUAACCCCAUGGUGGUGAUGAUGGUCCCGCCCCCUGCCCCUCCAUCUGCUGCAGCAGCUGCUGCUGCUGCAGCCGCUGUGCAGCCCCCUGGGGCGCCCCCAGUGCGUGACUUGGGCUCUGUGCCGCCUGAGCUUACUGCUAGCCGCCAGUCAUUCCACAUGGCCAUGGGCAACCCCAGUGAGUUUUUUGUGGAUGUGAUGUGACCGCGGCUGGUGGCCUGAAGCCCGCCUCCCGCUCACCACUGUGCCCUCCAUCCAAAAGCCUUCCAGAACCCUCUAACCUCCACCUGUAGUUUGUGGCCUCUCGACCACAAAAGAGCCUUUCAGUAUUGGAUGGACCAAACACUUGCUUCCUGUUGCCGUGCGACGCAGCGCUGAUACUGCCUGACGCUGCUGGUAGUCAAGCACCAGCCACUCAGCUGGUGACUCGUCCCUCUGACUCAGCCAGAAGCAAUAUGGCUUUCAUCCAUAACACUGCAGUCAUGUGAAUUAUCUUAGGACUCACGUGACUCUCAAUAGCCUUGCCAAUGCCACAUCCUUCACCAGCAGAGCCGUUUGCCUUUAGCCAACGAUUAGCCUCUUUUCACGUGGCCUCUGGCCAUCUGAGAUAACUUGACAGGUCCUCCACACUUAACCAUGUUACACCGGCUCAGACUUCCAUGUUGUGAGCCUUCCUUACUUUUUUUUUUUUUUUAGAAAAAAUAAUACCAUGGCUGGCUUGGCCACUUCUUAAUCAUCUGACUCAGGUCUCUAGAAUCAUGUGACCUCUGCCUCCUGUUUUAUCUCUACCUUGACAUGAUGCACAUGACAACCUGAUGUUCUAUUAAUUUUGAGCCCUCUUGGGUUCUGUGGUCACGUGGCCACCUUUCAAACAUCACAUGGUCUUCCCAGCAGUCCAGUGCAGAAGCUCAGUGGCGCGCCAGGCCCACCUGGCUUUUGCAUCCUCCUGUCACAUGACCUGGCCUUUUUUGAGGUUUUUUGAACAAGUGGGUCUUGCUGCCUUUCUGUCGCCUGGGUACAUGUCAUGUGACUCCCUCCUCUCUUCCGCCCUCUCUCAGCAGAAGAGUAGAUUUGUUGGUACUUCUGAACGACAGCACCCCGUCACCCCUCUUGACCAUCCCAAAGCCGGUGUCAAUGAAGUGGUACUUUUGUGCUUUUUUUAAUUAAAGAGAUUUUUUUCUUAAAUGAUUUUUUCAUAUUUUUGGAGUUAAGACAGUUCGUUUUUUUAAAAUAAACUUCCUUUUGUAUAAAAGCCCUCCCAACCAUCCCUAAACCUCACUUUUUACGCUACACUCCCUCCCCCUCCCCAUGUGAGGUCAGUUUUUGUCUUGUCUUCGCUUCUACGAACACUACAACUCUUUCCAUUUUGAAGGGUUUGCAACCAAAGCGUCGCUUGCAGUGUUAGUGUCCAGGGCCACUGUCACAAUUGGGCUUCCCUCCCUCACUCCCUCUUUAUGUUGUCUGUAGCCGGUUGCUGUUCCAGCAGCUGAAGUUUUUUAAUCUCGAAGGAGGGAGGUCACUCGAGGCAAAAAUUCCAACAUCGCUAGCUCUGAGUCUAGAUCAGCCUGUUUGUGUUGUGCAGGAAUCACGAUGAUUCUGGAGCCAAAGGGAAGUUCCCUUCUGCCAAUGAAGGAGCAAAGUUUGUUCUGUCAGAUGAAGGGAACCUAAUGUGGUUCUAACCUGACAUGGAGAGCAUCAUGUGCGUGACAGUAUUGGGGGUGGGUGGCGGUGACAGCGGCAUAGGUCAGGGCUAGAGUACCUCCUUUGUUCAUAGAAGCCGCAAAGUCUAAGCCUCCACAACUCCCAGUUAGAAAAGACAGAGGGUUGUGGGCUGGAAAAUUCUCCCCUCUCCCUCCCCAACACCCCCCCCCCCGAAAAGACCUUGGAGAGCCGUUGCCUGUUUUCCCACAGUCCCUAAAUUUCGUUUUUGAGAGAUGCCAGCAUUAUAAGCCCCUCUCUGGGUGUGAUCUUCAGCUACUUUUGAAAGUGGAGUGACUUGGUGUACAGACUGAUGCUCCCUUCGUUGGUUUUGCCAAAAUAUAUACAUGAUUUUUUGAACAUUUAAGUCUGGAGAAAAGAAAGGUGAUGUGGGUGGGCAAGAUAAUAAUUCCCAGAGAAACACUGGCUGUGUCUGCACGUCGCGGUGAGUGUAAACCUUGGUUUACCGUAUGUGAGUUGAUUGCUGCCACUUCACUCCUUCAUGCUCAGGAGAGAAGUCACAAUUCCUAGCUUAGCAUUCCAGGGAUUGUGGUUUCUAUGGAGCAAAAUAAACCACAAUUCCCCGAGUCAGGGAUUGUGGUGUUUGUCUCCUCCGUGCAUGUGAGGAGGAGUGGAGUGGGUGUAAGGACACGGGAAAAGCCUGGCGGCUGGAUCAGGCCAGAGGGAGCCCAUGCAAUCCGGCAUCUUGUUCUCUCAGUGGCCAGCCAGCUGCCUCUUACAGGAAGCCUGGCACAGUCCGCUCAUUCAUGGUGAGCCCACGGUUUCACGGUUUACUGUGACACGUGAACACGACCACUGAGACUGAACUGGGGUAUAGAAUAUUUGGGGGGUAUACAUAACCCACAGUUUAUUUCUAGCUAGGAUAGUCAGGAUGCAACUUUGAGAGACGAGAUUCCUAGACAGUUCCAAGUCAGUCCAGGCGCUCCUGUGGAACAGGACUUUUCCUUAUCUUGAUGGGAAGGUUGUGAAUCCAGCGAUACCUCUUCCAGUGUCCACACCAGAAGUAGGGUGAGUGGAUGUUGAAAUUUUGGAAUUGCCUCGUGUCGCCUCCCGGACAAUGCCAGGGAGUAUUUUGGGCUCCUGCUUUGGGUCCUCUUUCAUUUUACACUCUUGAGUUGCUGUCCCAUUCAGAGAUGUAGCAUUCUUGCCCUGGAUCCUAGAGUCUCAUCUGGGGAAGAAAGUAAAGUGGACGUUGCCACAUCAUCCCCCCACCCCACCCUCUCUCCUCCAGCAGGGUACGAACUCCCUCUCUCCCCAGCCCCACCCUCUCUCCAAUGGUGCUAUAUUGCCCCAGCAGGCACGAUCCCACCACAAUGUCUCGAAAGUUGCAGCUGGAGACAUCCCCUAGGGAGCGGGCCCCCAAGUAUUUAGCCCUCCCCUUUCCCUAGGGGCCCGUGCCUGCAUGUGUGUGUGUGAUCUGUAGCAGAUAACUAUUUUGUAAUAACAUAUUUAUUUUUUAGCUCUUUUGUGUACAAAAAAAAUUCAGUAAAAAAAUUCUAAUAAAGCCAAAGUAUGUG
Molecule: messenger RNA, 5615 nt
Organism: Rhineura floridana
Lineage: Eukaryota; Metazoa; Chordata; Lepidosauria; Squamata; Rhineuridae
Gene: DVL2
Product: dishevelled segment polarity protein 2
Exons: 15
Coding region: 280-2583 (767 amino acids)
Biological process (GO): canonical Wnt signaling pathway; intracellular signal transduction
Cellular component (GO): cytosol
Molecular function (GO): frizzled binding
Source: RefSeq, a predicted model, not a curated record